Thrips palmi is the source of this 1586-nucleotide messenger RNA. RefSeq names its product radial spoke head protein 3 homolog (gene Rsph3). The transcript is spliced from 10 exons. Gene Ontology annotation, cellular component: cilium. The coding region runs from base 405 to 1586 and encodes 393 amino acids. NCBI's taxonomy places the organism in Eukaryota, Metazoa, Arthropoda, Insecta, Thysanoptera, Thripidae. The record is from RefSeq and is a predicted model, not a curated record.
GAAGCCUGGGAACCAUUUAGGGAGCGGCCGUCCGAGGGAAUCGCAGGGACCGCUCGGUUUUUGGGUGUUUUGGGGUGGCAAAGCCCUGAUUGUCAUGGGCACAGGCACAGCGCGCACGCCACGUGGGCGGGAUGCAGCCAUGCACAGCCAUGCCGCUAUUGUGUCCAUGACAACAAGCCGUCCUCUGCUCUGUUUGUAAACAACGAUGGCGACCUCCAUUCCCUGUGACAUCGCGAGGACCUCCUGCCAGCGAGUUGAUUUCGCUGUUGACGCGUUCGGAGCGUCGAUUAAGGCGAAACGCGUCGAAGCCAGUCCGCGUGGCCGGAAUGCUUGAAGCGCUUGAAGCAGCGCCGCGGCCCGAGUCGAGGACCGAGUCGAGGACCGCGUCGAGGACGUGACGGAGAAUGUACAACACUGCCCUGGCGUGCUCCAGCGACAGUUUCGGCCCCAAGACGUACACCUUUGCCAGUCCUCCGCGAGCCGUCGCUCCGGGCAGGAGGAAGUAUGGCAAGAACCCGCAGCCGCCGUCUGACGACGGCCAGCUCUACUCCAACCUCAUGUACGACCGCAGGGUCGUUCGGGGAAACACCUUCGCUCACCAGCCCGUGGCCGCGGGGCUGCUGCCCGAGUGGAACCCCCACUUUGCGUACGCCAGGCUUCUUAGCCAGGACGCGCAGGACGCCACCGCGGCGGCGCUGCGGCAGGCCGAGGCCCGCAGGCGGGCUCUGGCGCGGCGGAAGGCCCAGCUGCAGCAGGGGCGGACCAACAGGGGGAGGCCCAGCACGCCACCGCCCGUCCCCGGGAGGCAGCACCUCGACGUCCAGACCGACCGCUACCUGGAGGAGAUCUUCGACAAGCCGCUGGAGGCCGAGGUGUGCUGCCAAACGGACCUGUUCGCCGAGCGCCCCGUCACCCCGCAGUUCGUGCCCGCCGCCGUGGGGAAGGACGCGGAGACCCAGAUCGAGCCCGGCGAGCUGUUCGACUUUGACGACGAGGUGACGCCGGUGCUGGAGGUGCUGGUGGGCCGCACCGUGGAGCAGGCGCUGGUGGAGGUGCUGGAGGAGGAGGAGACGGCCGCCACGCACAAGCACCGCGCGCGCCUCGAGGAGGCCCGGCUGCAGCAGCUGGAGGAGCAGGCCCGGCUGCAGGACAUGGAGCGCAGGCUGCAGCUGGAGAAGGAGCGGCGCGUGGCGGAGUACUCGUCGGCCCGGCGUGCCCACCAGGAGCUGGAGGAGCGCAUCGCGGCGGCCGCCCUGUCCAGCGACUACCUGCAGCAGCUGCUGCCCUCCGUGCUGGAGAGCCUGCACCACAUCAGCGACCCGGUGCAGCAAGACGUCGGGGACGACUUCAUGCCCUGGCUGAUGACGGAGGUGCAGGAGGAGAUGCAGAAGAUGAUCACGAGUAAAGACAUCAUUUCCGACAUCGUCCGCGACGUCCUGGAGACCAGGGCAGAACUGAAGCGCGCCACGGCCGACUCUCCGAGCGACGGCGUUGCCCGUCCGAGCCCCGAGGCCACCGUCGCCAGAGUGGUGGGCGAGUCCGGGGACGCGGGCGCCGCGCCCAUCGAGGACGCGUCGCCGCGCUGA